GGGUGACGUUUAAACUCUGCGACCCAAUGUCCACGUCACCUCGAAGGGACGUGUGUUUUGGUUUGCUGGAGUGACUUGUCUCCGACAACUCUUCCUUUUACUUACAGCCGACCGACGCUGUUUAUGAGCAAAAAUGUCAACCGCAGAGGAUUUCACACGGCUGCCGCUCCGAAUGUGGGAGAAGGUGUUCGCGAAAGUGAAGAAAGCCGUGGUUUUUAUGGACGACAGGAGUGCAGAGGCUCUCCACUGGAGUGGAGGGGCUGCAGCCUUGCUGCAAGCGGGAGCCAGGAACGUGAAGCAGUUUUCGAGCUUCGAAGCGUGCGGUGAGAACGAGCCUAAAGCCGUGUUCGUGGUGAGCACUUUGUUAAAGGGGAGGACGGUGGACAUCAUAAAGGACAUCAUAACCCUCAGUCACUUCCAGUACUGCGUCGUCUUCACCGCUGUCCCCCACUGCGUGCACCUGUUCGCCAACAACGUGUCCGCGGAAAUGGAGGGCUUCCCCGUGUUUGAGCAGUUCGAGGAGAAGCUCUGCGAGUGGAUGGGGAACAUGAACUACACGGCGGAGGUCAUGCACUCUCCUGUGGUCUUCGCCGCCGUGUCGCAGCAGCUGGUCGUGGCGUCGCCGUUUGCUCACCUGUUUCCCCUGCUCCCAGCAGACCUGGAGAGCAUCAACGCAAAGCGACGGGAGAAGAAGAAGUUUGGUACUUUGAGCGACCUGGAUGGGCAUUCGCUUCCGGUGGAGCUGCAGAUUGAAAUUAAAAGCUUGGUUUCGGCGUUAAACUCCAUGUUUGAGGCUGCGGGGAUAAGGGAAGAGAGUUUUGCCGUGGGGCCAAUGAGCCGCAUCAUCGCAGGGGAACUGGCCAAUCACAAUCAAGCGAAAAACCGAAGAAAGACUGCUCCUAAUAAAGCAUCGAUCAUCUUUAUGGACCGAACAAUGGAUCUUACAGGGGCUGUCGGCCAUCACGGUGACAACCUGGUUGAAAAGAUUCUUACCGUGCUUGACCCUUUGCCUGGUCACGUGACGGAUGUGCAAGUGGACAUGUUGGAACUCACAAGCGUACAAAGAACUCCUCACUCCCGGAACACCGUGGCCCCUGGCUGUCUUGCUCAAACCCAGGCGUCCUCUGCGAGAUUGCUGUGGGAGACGAUGCUCACCAGUAAACACAAAGAGGCUUUGAUGGAAGUCCGACGCCACCUGGUGGAGGCGGCCACCAAGGAGAAGCUGCCAAUCAAGAUGAGUAUGGGUCGCGUGACCCCCGAUCAGCUGUGUUCCUAUGUGAAGUUGUUCCGGAGCAGCUGGGAGGCGCUAGAGAGUCACUGCGGGGUGCUUCAGCUGGGUUUGGCCACGGCCCAGACGCUCCGACACCCCAGGUUGGCCCGCUGGGAUUCCUGUCUGGCUUUCGAAAGGCUGCUGCUGCAGGCUCUUGGAGACAGCGACUUCCCGGCCGUGCUGAGGCAGCUGCUGCCCUUAAUGAAGCCCCGCGGAGGCGAGGACAGCCCAUCGUCAGGGUCGAGGCUCGGGCAGGACGAGUGCGGGCCGGACGAGCUGAUCCUCCUCCUGAUCUAUCUGUACACGCUGGCUGAGGAGGCGCAGCACUCCGCGGACGGCGGGGAGGAGGAGCUGGAGAAGCUGGAGCGCGAGCUGAUAGGAGCGCUCACGCUGGUCAUCACCCGGGAGACGGAGCUCAGCCCGCUGCUCCAAAGCCUCACCGGUUGUGCAGCCGCAGAGGAACUGACCACAGAAAGAGCCCAUUCUGCAGUGGGGAAGAUGUUUGAGACCCUCCGAGGUUUGGGCCGCACGAGAGACCACCUCAAGCAGCUGCACUCCGUCUAUACUGCAAGUGAUGGAGUCCACCAGGCCUCAUACCGCCCGUUCCUGCGACAAAUCCUGGAGGAAGUUUUCCACCCCGACCGACCCGAAUGCCCCGACAUCGAACACAUGUCAGGAGGGCUCACGGACCUGCUGAAGACCGGGUUCAGCAUGUUUAUGAAGGUGAGCCGUCCACGUCCCAGAGACAACCCUCUGCUCUUCCUCUUCCUGGUCGGUGGGGUCACGCCGUCGGAGCUCCGCCUCGUCAAGGACACGGUCGCCGCUCUCAAACCAGGGGCGCAGGUACUGGUUCUCUCCACCCGCUUACUAAGGCCGGCGGAUAUCCCCGAGCUGCUCUUCAGCACCGACAGACUGCGGCCGGAUAUCGGCUUCUGAAAGGCCGGCGUGAGGAACGAACCCCACCGGCGUACGUUUGGACAAUCAGGUGUCGAGCUCAAGUAGUUCGAUUGUAUACAAAUUCUGAGGGAUUAAAAAAAAAAAAAACACAUUCCUGCUCUGUAGCAAUCUGACUCAAACGCAUCAGCAUAUUAAAUCUGACAAUAAAGACGUUUGCCUUCCAGACAGCCACAAAAUGUUGUGCUGCGUUUUGGUUCACAUGCAUUCAAAUAAAACCUCAGACGUUUGUGGUGUGUUCAUCAUGAAGGUGGGAAAAGCGACGCUGUGCCGCGGCUGGGGGAACAGGAACUCCGUCAGCAUCAUCGCCUCGUCACGUCAUGACACAAAAAAAAACAAAAGCACAACAAAUCACUCGACACUGAUGUUUGCUCACACCUACGCUGCAGAUUCUCUUGACUGGUUUCAUUCUCUCCGGCAUGGCCGACCUCGGCUGAAGCUCAGUCGUCUCAUCCACCUGCACAUAACAAGAGGCGGAGGCUCUCUGGUUCACUCAGGUACUUUUCAACAGAUUCGGACAAGAAUUUUCUGAUUAACCAUCUGAAGGGAGAAGUCAAGGUUGUUUCUGUGAAAAGUGUUGUGGAAAAAAAAAUCAUCUUUGCUCCUUCAUUUAGUUUAAAGCCGCACUCUAAAGGAUUAACUAGGGUUUAUAAUCCAUUUAUUAAAUGUCUUUAGGUCUGUUUUUCAUGCAUUAUUGUAAAUCCAUUAAAAAGAAGCAAAAUGUAUAAAAGACAACAGGAGACUUUUGUAUGGAAAAUACCUCAAAUGAUUAAAGUUUUAACUUUAUCAGAGUCAAACAAAACAAAAACCUGUGACAAUUUUUUGUGAAAUAUGGCUCAAAUUUUAGCUCAGGCUGCAUUUUUUUUAUUUUUUUAAAUUUUACGCCGCUUUUUGCUGCACUCUGGUUAGACUCUGUAUCCCUGGAUUUUGGCCGUUUCUCCUCAUCCUUUUAGCUCGUAGCUGUGCGUUAAAUAAUGGCAUUCCUUCUUAGUCAUGCCUCUCACAAAAUCUCUAAGUUUUGAUAUUAAAGAGUGAAAUCAACACAUAAAAAUGUCCUGUUUGAAGUUGAUCUGUGACAGUAAAGCGGGCACAUCUAAAGGUAAAAGAAGGCAUUAAAAUGUGCAGGAGAAGCCAAAGUUUAAUUGGGUGUAUAUAUAUAUGGGAUACCUCCAUUUUUAUUUAUUUAUACAGAGUACUUAAGUGGUCUGGCACUGCAGCCACAUCAAGAUGGAGUCAUGGCUGUGUUGUCUUCAUGUGAUUCAUAGCUGCAAAGGCCUUUCAGAAGAGCUGCUCCAUUCAUAUUCAUGAGCCAGACAAGCUUUUUU
This is a messenger RNA of Poeciliopsis prolifica (blackstripe livebearer), 3549 nucleotides long. It is a transcript of the gene scfd2, whose product is annotated as sec1 family domain containing 2. Gene Ontology annotation, biological process: intracellular protein transport; vesicle-mediated transport. Lineage: Eukaryota; Metazoa; Chordata; Actinopteri; Cyprinodontiformes; Poeciliidae. The transcript has 9 exons. The record is from RefSeq and is a predicted model, not a curated record. Bases 134 to 2206 code for a protein of 690 amino acids.